AUGCUGAGACUGCUGAGACAACAGCUAACAAUUGACUGGUAUGAACAAGAGGACUGUCUUCUCGGUCACAUGGGCCAAGCUCAAGGUAUGGUCGGCGUUAAGGAUCUCGGUACCGCAACACGGCGGGCAGAGUUAUGGUUCCGAUCAACAAUCAUCUUCUCCGCCACGUACCUGUCGUUGUGGGCGCAUAUGCACGAAUGGUCGCAGAAGGAUUGCGCAGGGCAACGUAUCGUUAUCGAGAGGUUGUUUUCUGCAGUGCUGGUCCCGGUAAUCUUGACCGCAAGAGUCCUGAAUCAGUGGAAUAGAAGCAUGACUGUACCUAGGGCGUCUUGGUGUCAACAAAACAGCACUUCCCGGGUUGAGGCGGCGAACUUUGGCAAGUCGUCAUGCUGCUCGACCAACUGCUUGUCAAAGUGGUUGACGAGACUGGCAAUUGUUGGCUUGUCCGUGGUCAACACUCAUUAUGACGGCGGAUAUGUCCCAAGCUUGGACCCUGGGGAUAGCGAUUUUGGCCGAUUCCCCGAGAUGGAUCUGGUCGAGGUAUUCAUGCUUGGGUCUAAGCACUACUUCAGCGCAAAAGGGGUUUACGUCAAAGGCAUAAGGACUAGAUGCCACUGCUGUAUCGUUGGUCGUUGGUUUGUGUGUCUUUGGACUCUAGCUGGAUAUGUGCCUGGAGAGAGGCCUACGACGGCCAUCAGAGGACGAGACCGGGUUUUACUCUCGGGCAAGGACAACAAACUGAGGAGAUACCGAAGGGUAUACGCGGAUUGGAGGAUGGAUAGGCAGGCAAGGCCAGUCAGCUCGGCACUUCAUAAGAAGGCUUUAUCAACCACUAUCGACGCAGCUACCCUGCCUUAUCCUUAUCGCAGCACUCUCGGCUUCCACAUCUGUCACCCACCACUUUCCUGCCUUACCUUUUGUAUCUCCAGGUUGUUCGCCAAUGCAACAGUCACCUUCUCUAUCCUUUCCGGACCGAUCAGCAUCGCGUCAACAGCAGUGAGGUACCUUGCUGUUAAGCAGUUGGCAGGUGUGGUCCAGCGCACGAGAUUCCCACAAGGCCAGCAAGACAGGGGCCAGACGACGGCGCAUCCCGGCUCCCUCUCAUCACAUUGGAUUGGGAUUCACUGGUCGGACAGCCCCGUUGCAGUCUCAUCCCUCUGCCAGUACCAGACCAAACUGCCAGCCCAGUCCAGUCAUCGGUCAAACAAACUAGUCAGACGGAAGACUGAGUUCCCCGGCCCCAUCCACCGUCACCGUCACCGUAUCCUCGCCUUCAAUUCCAAUAUUUCAGCUAGGAAACACACACCAGUGAUCGGAUUACGACACACACCCAUAUACAUGCGCCUGGCAGAGAGGAAAGUACCUGAUCUACCUGCUCUGUUAGACACCUUCCUUACCUUGGAUACCGACGACUCAAGUUGCUAUCCGAGGUACGUCAAUAUCGCGUGGUACAGCAAUACGCUUGCUUCUAUCAUGCUCUCUGCCUCGAUUGCGUAUGUGUGUCUCCAGAUGACACUGGACGAGAAACAAAUGUCAACAAAGUCACUACCAGAAAAACAAAGCCUAGACCAUCCCGUCCUGUCCCGCAUCUGCCUGCACCUGCACCUCCCUACGAGGCCUGUCUGCGCCUGCGUCUGCGCCUGCACCCUGUCCACUGGCCUGUCCUCCACCCAAAUCUUUGUCUCCCUUUCCCCCCCAUUUCCCACUGCAGCUGCCAGUGCCAGUACCUUACCACCCGUCCACCACCCAGGACCACCACCACCACCACGCACCACGCACCACGCACCACACCCCCCAACACAAAUCUGCCCUGCUGUUCCAUUGCUUGCACCCGCGUCGUCGUCAAAUUCCCCCUUCCGACGCAGCUCUUCCUUCUCCAUCUUCCCCGUCUCCGCCAACAAGCUCAACCUCCUCACAACCGACCGCAACUCAAUCCGAUCUUCAUCGCUCGCUCACUUUCUUACUUUCACAUCCAAUACAGACACCAUGGCUGAGAUCCGCCGUAAGCUCGUCAUCGUCGGCGACGGUGCCUGCGGUAAAACCUGCUUGUUGAUCGAUAACCAAUCCUGCAUCUUCAAUAGUGUCUUCUCCAAGGGUACCUUCCCUGAGCCAACCGAUGCUACACCCGCCUUUCAAGAAUCCGUCUACGUUCCCACCGUUUUCGAGAACUACGUCGCCGAUGUCGAGGUUGAUGGCAAGCACGUCGAGCUGGCCCUUUGGGAUACGGCUGGCCAGGAAGAUUACGACCGUCUCCGUCCCCUUUCUUACCCCGACUCCCACGUCAUCCUGAUCUGCUUCGCCGUCGACUCCCCUGACUCCCUGGACAACGUUCAGGAGAAGUGGAUCUCUGAGGUCCUGCAUUUCUGCCAGGGUCUGCCCAUCAUUCUUGUCGGUUGCAAGAAGGAUCUCCGCUACGACUCCAAGACGAUUGAGGAGCUGCGUAAGACCAGCCAAAAGCCCGUCUCCCCUGAAGAGGGUGAGGAAGUCCGCAAGAAGAUCGGUGCCUACAAGUACCUCGAGUGCUCCGCCAAGACGAACGAGGGUGUCCGCGAGGUUUUCGAGCACGCCACGCGCGCUGCUCUGCUCUCCCGCAGCCGGAGCAGCGGCAAGAAGCACAAGGUUUUUGGUGGCGGUUUGGAAGGCGGGGGCAAUAUUUGCCUGCAUAGGUUCUCGGAAUUUGGAGUUUUGCUCAACAUUGUGUCUCAUAACCCACCUGGCACCACAUCGAUCGGCGUGUCACCGUAUCUGCUAGCCACAAUCCCCACGAGAAGAAGCUGCGAGGAAAAGGAUUUCUACAACGGAUGUCUCUCACGGUCUCGGGGGAGGAAAGGGCUUGUUGGCUGGCGCGGCCGGCAGCUGCUGGGUGACGAUGGACAGUCUUUGAUAACUCAAAUCGCCUCUGACCGUCCAUUGCUAUUCAUGUUGAUUAUCCUCUGGUCCCUCUACAGCAUCGUCAUCGCCGUCAUUCUCACGUGUCAGGGGGUAUAG
This is a messenger RNA of Colletotrichum lupini, 2988 nucleotides long. Its product is annotated as GTP-binding protein rhoA. Gene Ontology annotation, biological process: small GTPase-mediated signal transduction. Gene Ontology annotation, molecular function: GTP binding; GTPase activity. NCBI's taxonomy places the organism in Eukaryota, Fungi, Ascomycota, Sordariomycetes, Glomerellales, Glomerellaceae. The coding region runs from base 1 to 2988 and encodes 995 amino acids. The record is from RefSeq and is a predicted model, not a curated record. The transcript is spliced from 26 exons.